UCCUGAUGAUGUCACUGAGUGGACGGCACAAAAAGGGAAUUUAAAGCUCUCUUUAAAUUCCCUUAAAAGUUAAAUGUUCUCAUCGCCACCGCCUUAUCGCAAGAGGAAGAAGGGUUACAAAGUCUGUGAUGGUGCACUGCCUGUGUGACAUCAUCAUCAACCAGUACAGAAACACUUUAAAUCACUGCAAUGUGGCAGCUGGACUGUAAAUCAAAAGCAGAGUAAAGUAAAGAAGAUUAAGAAGUACAGUUGAAAAAUGAAUUGCGAUUCCCCCAUCACGAUCUACGUCGACGCAGAUGAAAACCUCCCACCUAAUGCUUUAUUAACAGACACCAAGCCUGCCCUGCUCUUGCCAGCGCCCACGGUGGGCGACACUUUCACGUUCAUCCGUUGCCGGGUCUGUCAGCAUUCAGUGUCACUGCAAGGAAAAGCUCACCAGAAUGUCGUCAAGUGUAACGCGUGCAAAGAAGUGACGCCAAUAAAAUCUGCUCCAGUUGGAAAGAAGUAUGUGUGCUGCCAGUGCAACCUCCUGUUGAUCUGUAAAGCCACUGCCCAGCUUAUUCCUUGCCCACGACCUUCUUGUAAGCGCAUCAUCAAUCUUGGACCCAUUGCUGAUGAUAGCCCUGACACUCCUGCGACAAGUGAACCAAUUGGCGCCAGAGUCAUCUGUAUUCACUGCGCCUGCUCCUUCCUGUGGACUUGGACGGACAAUUCUGGGGAGACCCUUGCGCAGUGUCCACACUGCAAGAAAAUACAGUGGAAGGUUGAAGAUGAAGAGGCAAACAGACAAGUGAGCGCAGGCCGUUCAUGUCUUCACCAGGGCCGUUUUUAUGUCCCAGUCCUGCUCUAAAUGACUAAACGUAUUCAACCUCCUCAGUUAGAUUCCAUUCAUUUUCUCAAUCGUUUAUGCUUUUCCUUAUUCUUCAAUAAAAUUUCUUCAUUAAAAUUUCUUUUUUUAUUUUCAAGUGUACUGAUAUUCCUGCUUGAAUUGUGCUCUUACUCCGCUUGACCAGUGGGGUCCAGACAUAAAAAAAGUUUUAAUACCGUGGACCAUGCUUCGUAACUCGCAAAAACAUCCUGAAGUUUAUCCCACGCACGCAAUACAGAACCAGCUGGGACCUGGGAUCGGCCACACACUCGAAAACAUGUUGUCUAUCAAGUUUCGCGCUACCAUUCAAAACUAAGACAUUCACAAAAAUCGCAAGAAAUGACAACCACAAUGUAG
Molecule: messenger RNA, 1225 nt
Organism: Synchiropus splendidus (mandarinfish)
Lineage: Eukaryota; Metazoa; Chordata; Actinopteri; Syngnathiformes; Callionymidae
Product: type I phosphatidylinositol 4,5-bisphosphate 4-phosphatase-A-like
Exons: 6
Coding region: 257-850 (197 amino acids)
Biological process (GO): phosphatidylinositol dephosphorylation
Cellular component (GO): phagocytic vesicle membrane; late endosome membrane; plasma membrane
Molecular function (GO): phosphatidylinositol-4,5-bisphosphate 4-phosphatase activity
Source: RefSeq, a predicted model, not a curated record